Zingiber officinale is the source of this 2154-nucleotide messenger RNA. RefSeq names its product bifunctional dTDP-4-dehydrorhamnose 3,5-epimerase/dTDP-4-dehydrorhamnose reductase-like. The record is from RefSeq and is a predicted model, not a curated record. NCBI's taxonomy places the organism in Eukaryota, Viridiplantae, Streptophyta, Magnoliopsida, Zingiberales, Zingiberaceae. Bases 49 to 960 code for a protein of 303 amino acids. The transcript is spliced from 4 exons. Gene Ontology annotation, cellular component: methionine adenosyltransferase complex. Gene Ontology annotation, biological process: S-adenosylmethionine biosynthetic process. Gene Ontology annotation, molecular function: methionine adenosyltransferase regulator activity.
CAUAUAACGUAACGCCUCUCUCCAAUCUCGACCAGAAGCCGGCGAUCGAUGGGUCUCGCGACGGUGAACGGAGAUUCCCAGGCGUCCGGCCUCAGGUUCCUCAUCUACGGACGCACCGGCUGGAUUGGCGGCCUGCUGGGCCGGCUCUGCGCCGACCGCGGCAUCACCUUCGCCUACGGCGCCGGCCGCCUAGAGAACCGCGCGCAGCUCGAAGCCGACAUCGCCGACGCCGCCCCUACCCACGUCUUCAACGCCGCCGGGGUCACCGGCCGCCCGAACGUCGACUGGUGCGAGACCCACCGCGCUGAGACCAUCCGCGCCAACGUCGUCGGCACCCUCACCCUCGCCGACGUCUGCCGCGAGCGCGGCCUCAUCCUCAUCAAUUAUGCCACCGGAUGCAUCUUCGAGUACGACGAGAAGCACCCUCUCGGCUCCGGCGUCGGGUUCCUGGAGGAGGACACGCCCAACUUCGUCGGCUCCUUCUACUCCAAGACCAAGGCCAUGGUAGAAGAGCUGUUGAAAAACUACGAGAACGUUUGCACGCUGCGCGUCCGAAUGCCCAUCUCAUCAGACCUAACGAACCCUCGCAACUUCAUCACGAAAAUCACCCGCUACGAUAAGGUCGUCGACAUACCCAACUCCAUGACCAUCUUGGACGAGCUCUUGCCUAUAUCGAUCGAAAUGGCAAAGAGGAACCUCACUGGUAUAUGGAACUUCACCAAUCCAGGAGUCGUCAGCCACAAUGAGAUCCUGGAGAUGUAUCGGGACUACAUUGAUCCGGAAUUCACCUGGAGAAACUUCACCCUCGCCGAGCAGGCCAAGGUAAUAGUCGCCCCGCGAAGCAACAAUGAGCUAGAUGCAACCAAACUGAAGAAUGAGUUCCCUGAGCUUCUCCCAAUCAAGGAGUCACUGAUCAAAUAUGUCUUCCAACCAAAUAAGAAGACACCCAUCACGCCCUAAGUCGAUCUCCAUUCUCUUAUUUUUCCCGUCUUUGUCGUUCUAGCAUUCUUCAAAAAAUAAAGUGUGUAAUGGAGGUUUAAUUAUGGCUCAUAAAAUGAAGAUGGAAACUCUAACUCAUAUCGAAACUUUUCAAACCAUUUCAAUUUAAUCCUUUUUUUAGAUUUUUUUUUGUUAAAGAAAAGGGAAAAAGUUUAGAAUGUUUAAAGAUCAAGUGGGAUAAAUGCUCACCUCUCUCGGCUCGAGUGAGUCCCCUUCUUCGCCACUACGAACCCUACGGAUAGUGAAGAAGCGUUGCGGAUUCGACGACAAAGUGGCCUCCUUCCAGGCCGUCACCGGUCUCGAGGACUCCGAUCUCUGCACCGAGAUCAUCUCCGCCCAUAAUUGGGAUCUGGAGCUCGCCAUCCCCUCUUUCACCUCGAAUGGCCCUUCAUCCUCCGCCCCCGGCCUCGCUUGGAGGAUCGCUACCCUCCCCUUCUACGUCGUCUCCGGCGCCGUCGGCCUCGGCUUCUGGAUCGCGGUCGGAUUCUCUCCCGCACCGUCGGCCUCCUCGCCGCGCCACGCGGCGCCGAGGCCGUCCGCCUGAUCCCCGUCUCAGCCUCCACGGUCGAGGCGGCGGACUUCGUCGCGGCCUUCGAGAGGGAUUACCCUGCCGACACCGGGCCUCGCUUAGCGGCGGAGGGGUUCAUGGACGCCCUACUGCGCGCGCAGCGCGAAUUCAAGUUGAUGAUCGUGUACCUGCACUCCCCUGAGCACCCGGAUGUGCCGGCCUUCUGUCGGUGAACCCUGUGCUCGUCCCUGCUGUGGCUUGUCUAACUGAACAUUUUGUGGUUUGGGGCGGGAGCAUAAGGAGAGAGGAAGGAUUCAAGAUGAGUAAUAGCCUCAAGGCCUCCCGGUUUCCCUUCUGCGCCAUAGUCGUCGCCUCCGACAACCAAAGAAUUUCUCUCCAUCAGAUUGAAGGCCCUAAGACACCUGAUGAAAUGCUUACAUUGCUUCAACGUGUAGUUGAAGAACGUGCUCCAUCAUUAAUUGCUGCAAGACUAGAAGCUGAAGAGUGGUGAAACAAUCAUCGUGUUUACGGGAAGAGCAAGAUGCUGCAUAUAGAGCAGCACUUGAGGCUGAUCAAGCAAGAGAGCAUCAACUGAAAGAAGAAGAGGGGUUAAAGAGAGAGGCUGAAGAAGCUGAAAGGAAAUGUAA